UUCCCUCUCAUCAACAGCCUGCACCAGCCCCGUCGACUCGCCUUCCCUGCAGCGGCGGAGUCCUUGAUGUGGACGAGUUCCAGGGUAAACACGACAAAAUACCGCUGCUUUCAUGAAGACUUUCAGAUUCUCGGCAUGCCAAGCAGGCUGGCUACAGCUAAGCCAUUCAAGCUGUGUUGAGCGGGAGGAAGAGAGAGAAAGACAGAUCAAGAGAUUUAGUUGAAGAAGGAGAAAAGUGGUAGACUGCUGCUGACUCCAUGUCUUCGCCUUCAAAUAAAAGAUCUGGUUCUGGAUCAAGCAAACGGAGUCCAGCUCCUGUCAGUAACCGUGAUCCCUAUGGAAAUGCCUCUCUCAGCAGCAGUAGCAAUUCAGGGUCAUGCAAGGGCAGUGAUGGAAGCCCAACCCAUAGGCGUAACUUAAAACACACAUCCUGCAAUGAUAACCAUGGUAUCUGGCCUCCUCCACCUGAGCAAUACCUUACACCUCUGCAACAGAAAGAAGUGUGUAUCAGACACCUGAGAGCACGGCUCAAAGAGACAAUCGACAGACUGCAGGACAGAGAUACUGUGAUCAAUGAGUUGCGUUCUCAGUUGUCUCGUAUGCAAGAAGACUGGAUUGAGGAGGAGUGCCACCGUGUGGAGGCCCAGCUAGCUUUGAAAGAAGCUCGCAGGGAGAUCCAGCAGCUUAAACAGGUUGUCGAUGUUGUCCGAUCCAGUCUGGGAGACACGGACACAGGGGUGCAAAGGUGCUUCCAAGACAUCAACCUCCAGAACCACAAGCUGGAGACUUUAUUGCAGAACAUGGAGUUGGCUCAAACCGGGGCUGUCAAAGUAGGAGAAGCCACAGGAGGUGGGGAGUUGGUGGGGGCAGGGCUGGAGGUCAGCGAGGGUCUGGUGGAGUCAUCCGAAGGCUCCCCAGCUCCCUCACUAACCCGCAGCUCUACCUACACCAAGCUUAGUGACCAGGGUGGUCUGGAAUGCGGCGGUAACGAAAACAGUUGUGAAAUUCCAUGUUUGUCAGGUGAGGGCACGCAAGAUAGUGGGGUUGUUUGCUGUGGAGAAAACGGAAGAGGAGCCAGCAAGGCAGACCUACUUCUGGAAGCUGCGUUUCUGUCUCAAGAGACAGCCUUGCUGCUCAAUGCGUACUCUCGUUUGCCACACUCCUCCACCUAUGAGGGGCUAUGCAACAGUGAGCCCAGAGUAGUGCCACUCCGAUGUAGCGGGUUCGGGACUGGGGCCAGUGUAAGUCUAAGUAAUCCCUGUCUAUCGCACCAUCACCUAUACCUGCACCACCUUAGGGAGCAAGCAAUUCAAACCGACUAUGAUCACACCCCAGCCUCGGCCCCUGCUCAUGGACCCAGUACAUCCUUUAACUCUGAUCUGGACACUAUUGCUGAGCGCACCUUCUGCUCUCAGGCCAUCAGCCCAACCUCAACCUGGAUGUCUGAUGAAGGGGAUGACCUGGAAUCAGUUGCAACCGAAUCAGCUGUUACAGCAACAGUUGCCCUCACAGCAUCCAGUGUCAUGGACUCUGUUUCCACUAAGCCUGCUCGGGUUGAUGCAAUGGAGUCUUGGGGACCAUCCACAUCUACUGCAAAUGGAACUGCGUCCUUAGCACUGAACACCACCAAGACCUGUGUCAUUGAGUCUGCUGGUUCAGAGUCCUCUCCAGUUUUACCAGUUGCCACAACAGCUCUGACCACAGAGACAAUUGGAUCCCCAGUUAUCAACUUUGUUCCACCUCAGCCUUGCAGAGACCCUUUUCCAAGUCCUGGAAAUUUUCCCUCCUCAGCACAGUCAUCGGUUGGAAUUGAAGAAGAGACCCUCCCACAAACAAGUCAGCCACUGUCACUGUCAGAGGCAUGGAUUGUGGGGGAUAAUGUUAUUAAUAUAAGUGAAGAUGAAGAUGAUGAAGAUGAAGUCGAUGAGAGUGCUACGGACAAUGAGUCAAAGUCAUCUGGCUGCGGUUUACCAGCCAAGAACUACUGGAGCCGCCACUUCUUAGUGGAUUUGCUAGCCGUGGUUGUGCCAGUGGUCCCCACAGUUGCGUGGUUGUGUCGGGGCCCACAUCGUGACGGUCAACAAAUGUACCAUAUUGGUUCUCUACUGCGGGGUUGCUGCACUGUGGCUCUACAUUCGCUACGUCGAGGAGGGGGUCUUAGGCACUACCCCGCUGGAGGAGGGGGUCCGGGGGGAAUGAACAUAUGAGACCAGUUCUUCACCCUUGGGAAGCUUGGAAGCUACUGAAACUAUGGUCACAUUAUCUAAUGUGCAAUCAGUUGGAGGUUAAUAAAUUUAAAAGGAAUUUAUCAUUGGAGGGAUACAGUGUGAACACAACAAUCCAUUGCUGUAAUAAGUGCUCUAAAUCAGAGCUGUAGUCCUCUAUACACUUCUCUACACAAGAUGAGGAGAAUGAGUAGCAUACUAAAACUAAAAGUAUUGCACUCUUAUAGAUCAAAAACUUUCCCCUCUUUCCCUCACAAGUGCUGCCCUAAGUAAGAAAGCAAGUUUAUGUACUGUAUUCUGAAUGAUGGACUGACACAAAAUUACAUUGACUCAGCUUUGUUGGUGACACUAUACAAUCGCCCUUUAAUAUUAUUGUAUUACCCUAUUUCUGUGUAAAGGGACACAAUAAAUGAUGGGAAGGAUAUGUCCUUUAGCUUGUCCCUCUCGCUGUCACUGGAGUGGGUGGGUGUACUGUAUGUGUGUAUGUACAGCCAAAGUACCUUGAUUACUAAUGGCCAUCAUUGUUGAAGCUGUUAGUUAGAUGUAGUUAGAUGUCCCAUUACUUAAUCCUGUGUGACUGCACUAUGUGACACUGGGCAGUUGUCUUUCCCCUUAAAAGUGCUUGAAGUAAUUUUUAUUAAAUGACAUGCAGAAAGCAUCCUUAAUACUUGUCAAAUAGCAUUAAAUAUAAUUGAAAUAGGUGGAAUGAAAUAUCACACCUGUCUCUGUAAAAGCCCUAGACUUGAAAAAGAUGUGCACGGGCUGCGAUCAGAACAUUUGUUUAGCCAAACAGAAGACUUUCUGCCUGUCAGUCAUUGUGUAUGUUCACAAGGCAGCCCACAUAAAAUCGUAUAAGUGCCGGUGUGGUAUCCUGCUCCCAUAAAACGCAUAUAGUCAGAUGGCGAAUUGCUCUGGGGUUACCCCCCCUUCAACUGCUCUAAUACAAUGGUCUCCAAGUGUGUCUGUGUGUGUACAUGCCUUUGGAGUGCAGAGUUUUGAAAGAGGAGGUGUGGCUAAUCAAUGGGAAUGUCUCAAGAAGUUCCAGAAUGGCUAAAACCCCUUACUGCACCUUUAAGGAGACUAAUAGCCGAGCUAUUUAUACAGUAUGCUUUGCAUAUACCACUAGUGUCCUAGAUAAACUCUGUCACAAAAUGAUAUGUCCAUCUGGAGUCUUUUAGAAAAUUAUAUGUUAUUCUUGACUAAAGUCAGUCAUUUGGAAGGUUUGAUGCUGGUUUGGAAAUGCUCUGUACAGCUGGAUGAUAAAUCAUUUAUUUUAGAAAAGGCUAAAUAAAUCUUAAUAAUAUUAUGAGUGAGACAGAUUCAGCAUUUAGACAAUGAUCAGGGUUAAAGGACUUUAAUGAGGUCAUGACAGCUUUCUCACCAGAAAAUAAAUACUUAAUUUCCCUUGUUAAUGUGCUGUAAAUAUCUGAUGUCUGAUUUCACUGUGGUUUGUGUUCAUGAUUUUCCAACCAUCUAGAAAUACAGUCGUAGUUAAAAAGUUAGGAGAAAAAAGAGGCAAAAUGUAAGCAUUUAUAAUCAUUUUUAUGCUCACAAUCAGUUUCUGUCAUAUAAGGAAAACUUUGAAUUUAGCAUUUUAUCUUAAUUUAGCAUUAAAUAAAUGCUGUUUCUGUGCUAUGUUUUAUAUGCUAAUUUAGAAAUACUGUUAGACAGAAUUGCAUGAAAACAGGCAAUGCAAUGCAAAAAAAGUAAAUAAGUUGCAUGAUAUACAUAAUUGAUUAGAUUCUUUAACCAAAUCAAUUAAAUUAAAAUGUAAGUAUGCGAAGCAAAUGAAGAGUAAAAAAUCAUGCAACACAAACAUUGUAGUACCUUUUGAAAAUGCUGUUUCCUGCUUUUUCCAAACAUUUAGCCACGACUGUAUAUUCCCUGAUAUUUAUACAUGUUGACCAUUUAUGCUGACUGACACUUAGCAGUUUGAGUGCACUAUAGUUCACUUUAUAAGCAAUUAAU
Xyrauchen texanus (razorback sucker) is the source of this 4193-nucleotide messenger RNA. Its product is annotated as syntaphilin-like. Gene Ontology annotation, biological process: neuron differentiation. The coding region runs from base 258 to 2207 and encodes 649 amino acids. Lineage: Eukaryota; Metazoa; Chordata; Actinopteri; Cypriniformes; Catostomidae. The record is from RefSeq and is a predicted model, not a curated record. Gene Ontology annotation, cellular component: cytoplasmic microtubule; mitochondrion. The transcript is spliced from 5 exons.